Clonostachys byssicola is the source of this 1743-nucleotide messenger RNA. The record is from the annotation of a GenBank genome assembly. Lineage: Eukaryota; Fungi; Ascomycota; Sordariomycetes; Hypocreales; Bionectriaceae.
AUGGUUGGAUAUCCGCCGGUGUCGCCUGAAAAUGGAGCCAACUUUACAAGCUCGCUCCAAACAGAUACCUACGCCUUUAUAGACUCGAGAACCAAGUCAGACCAUUCUGGUAGAAGCGUUUUCAUAAGUGGCGGUAAUCGCGGAAUUGGCAAGGCCAUUGCCAUUUCAUUCGCACAAGCAGGAGCAUCAUUCAUUGCACUGGGGUGUCCCGACAAUUUUGGUGGUACCAAAGACGAAAUAGAGGCGGCGGCGCGACAAGCGGGACACGGUCUUCCAACCGUGCACUGCCUACAUCUAGACGUCACUGACAGCGCAUCAGUGGCAGAAGCGGCAGCGUCGGUGCAAUCUCUUACGCCGGGACUUGAUGUUCUGGUUAAUAAUGCCGGCUUCAUGACCCCGGCGCUCCCAGUGACGGAGGCGGAUGAAGGGCUCUGGUGGAAGACUUUCGAAGUGAAUCUUAAAGGAGUUUUUCUCAUGAGCAAGCACUUUAUACCUUUGCUAAUGGCCAAGGAGAACGGUCUAAAGACGUUGGUCAAUAUCAACUCUGUGGCAGCUCACAACAUCCGCCCCAACGCGAGUGCAUACGGCGUGUCGAAGCUGGCGGUGCUCAAGUUUACCGAGUUCCUCCUCGUUGAGCAUGCUGAGCAUGGAUUGAUCUCCUUCUCAGUCCACCCGGGGGCCAUCAUGACCGAUUUAGCUCAAGCUAUGCCGGCAGAAACGUAUGCAAGUCUCAAGGACAAGCCUGAGCUGACAGGCGAUACAAUUGCGUUUCUUACCCAGGAACGACGCGAAUGGCUUUCAGGCCGAUAUAUAAGUUGUACUUGGGACAUGGAGGAAUUCUUAAACCAGGAGGCACAAAUCGUCAAGGACGAUAAGCUCAAAGUCCAAAUGACUAAUCCAAAAUCAUUCGACUUGUCUGGCGACGUUGCCAUCGUGACAGGCGCCGGCUCGCGCUUCGACGGAGAGAUUGGAAAUGGUCGAGCUGCCGCCAUCCUCCUGGCGCGCCACGGAGCCAAGGUGGCCUUAGUCGACUUCAAUCCCGCGUGGGCUCAGGACACCAAGCGGAUGAUUGACAGCGAAGGUGGUGUCUCCGAAGUCAUGCAGGCCGACGUGACAGAUGAGGAUGCCUGCAAGGGAGUAGUGGCCAGGACGGUUGAGCUUUGGGGCGCUGUGCACAUUCUGGUGAAUAUUGUCGGCGUCGGAGGAGCCCUAGGCGACGCUACCGAUGUUGAUCUGGAAGCCUGGAACAGAGAUUUCCGUAUCAACGUCACCAGCAUGGUUCUAAUGGCUCGCCACGCUAUCCCGGAGAUGAGGAAAGUUGGUCGUGGCUCCAUUGUCAACAUGUCGUCAGUUAGCGGGCUCCAAGGGGGUAAUCCGAGCCUUAUCUAUCCCACGACGAAAGGCGCCAUUAUCCAAAUGACCCGGGCAAUGGCUGCUCACCACGGGCGCGAGAACAUCCGUAUCAACUGCGUCGCGCCCGGAAUGGUCUUCACACCAAUGACGAGGUCUCGAGGCAUGACGGAAGAGAUACGACAAGCUCGUAUCGAGCAAAACUUGUUGAAACAGGAAGGGACUGGCUGGGACGUUGGAUACGCUAUUUUAUUCCUUGUUAGCAGGGAAGCAAAGUGGAUCACAGGGCUCAUCAUGCCAAUAGAUGGUGGUGCUACAGCAGGGCGAAGUGACCGACCGGCUCUGAAAAGCGAUGAACUAGCAGCAGAAAACGCUAAGAAAAUUAUACAAUGA